Molecule: messenger RNA, 1062 nt
Organism: Blepharisma stoltei
Lineage: Eukaryota; Ciliophora; Heterotrichea; Heterotrichida; Blepharismidae
Source: the annotation of a GenBank genome assembly
AUGGAUGAAACCGCCCCUGAGGGAAAAACAAAAUUUACUAUUGGAGAUUCUACAUUUAUAAUUGAUAAUCGCUAUGAAUUCCUCAAAAUAAUCGGCCGAAGUGCAUGAGGAUUUGCUGUUUCUGCAAUUGAUCACAAAAUAAAUUCAAGAGUUUCAAUCAAGAAGAUAACAACAGAAGAAGAUCUAGAUGAAGUAAAAAAUAUCCUUCGAGAAAUAAAGUUGUUGAACUUCUUCAACCAUGAAAAUAUAAUUAAAAUGUAUAAUAUAGAGUUAUACCCUGACACAAGAAAUUACAAUGAUUUAUACAUAGUUACUGAUUUAAUGGAAGCAGAUUUGCAUCGAGUAAUUCGUUCUGAAAUUGAAUUAACUAAUGAGCAUAUCCAAUAUCUUAUGUAUCAGCUCUUAAGAGGUGUAUUGCAUAUGCAUUCUGCUGAUGUAAUUCAUUGGGACUUAAAACCAUCUAAUGUACUAAUAAAUAGUAACUGCGAUUUAAAGAUAUCUGGGUUUAAACUUGCAAAAGAAUGCGGAAAAGCGGUAAAAAUAGAUGAGUGAAUCUGUGCAAGAUGAUAUAGAUCUCCAGAAUUAAUGCUGAAUUGCUCUGUAUUUACAAAAAAAGCUGAUAUAUGAAGUUGUGGAAGCAUUUUUGCAGAACUUCUUGGCAGAUCCCCAUUGUUUCCUUGUAAAGACUCUGUAGAUUUUCUAUGAUGUAUAACUCAGCUAUUAGGCACUACUUCACCAGAUGAUAUUUUCUUUAUUGACAGCCCUGCUGCUGAAACAUAUAUUGCUAAUCUUCCAGAUAAAGAAAAAACAAGCUGAUCUAGUUUGUAUCCUAAUGCAGAUCCGCUGGCGUUAGAUUUGCUUGAUAAAAUGAUAGUAAUUAAUCCUGAAAAAAGAUGGGCUGCUUCGCAUUGCUUAGAGCACCCUUAUUUUAAAGAUCUGCAUGACAUAGAAGAUGAGCCUCUUGCAAGUGAGAGCUUUAACUGGGAUUUUGAAAAUUGUGAACCAUCAAUAGGCGCAGUUAAAAAUUUGAUAUAUGAAGAAGCUUCAAAGUUCCAUCAUUAA